UUGGUCGCUGGCGGGACCGGGAGCUCCCCCUUCCCCUGUCUCCGGGUCUCUUGAGGAGCCCAGGAAGGAGGCUCGGCUGGUGCCGCCGGGUCAGGGCUUUGCCGGGACGGUCUGCUGCAAUCGUUAGCGGGCCAUGUCGGCUGCCCAGGGCUGGGACAGGAACCGUCGGCGGGGAGGAGGAGCGGCCGGUGGGGGCGGCGGAUCAAGCGGGACCGGGGCCGGCGGGGGUCGGGGCACUGGCCAGCUCAACCGCUUCGUGCAGCUCUCCGGGCGGCCGCACCUGCCAGGUAAGAAGAAAAUACGAUGGGACCCAGUUAGGAGGCGCUUCAUUCAGUCCUGUCCCAUCAUAAGGAUCCCUAACAGGUUUUUGAGAGGCCACAGACCUCCCCCAGCCCGCAGUGGACAUCGUUGUGUGGCAGAUAAUACCAAUCUGUAUGUGUUUGGAGGUUAUAACCCAGACUAUGAUGAAUCAGGAGGGCCAGAUAAUGAAGAUUAUCCUCUAUUCAGGGAGCUUUGGAGGUAUCAUUUUGCAACAGGCGUAUGGCACCAGAUGGGCACAGAUGGCUACAUGCCCCGGGAAUUGGCAUCUAUGUCACUUGUGCUGCAUGGAAACAACCUGUUAGUGUUUGGAGGUACAGGCAUCCCAUUUGGUGAGAGCAACGGCAACGAUGUUCAUGUCUGCAAUGUGAAGUAUAAGAGAUGGGCCUUACUCAGCUGUCGGGGGAAGAAACCCAGUCGUAUAUAUGGACAGGCUAUGGCUAUCAUCAAUGGUUCCCUUUAUGUCUUUGGCGGGACAACUGGCUACAUCUACAGCACAGACCUGCACAAGUUAGAUCUCAAUACCAGAGAGUGGACACAACUGAAACCAAACAACCUGUCCUGUGAUCUGCCAGAGGAGAGAUACAGACAUGAAAUUGCUCAUGAUGGGCAAAGGAUUUACAUCUUGGGAGGAGGUACUUCCUGGACAGCUUAUUCCUUAAACAAGAUCCAUGCUUACAAUCUUGAAACAAAUGCAUGGGAGGAGAUUGCAACAAAACCUCAUGAAAAAAUAGGUUUUCCUGCAGCCCGAAGAUGUCACAGCUGUGUUCAAAUAAAAAAUGAUGUGUUUAUCUGUGGGGGCUAUAAUGGAGAAGUGAUCCUGGGAGACAUCUGGAAGCUGAAUCUGCAGACUUUUCAGUGGGUGAAGCUCCCUGCUGCCAUGCCAGAGCCAGUUUAUUUUCACUGUGCAGCUGUCACACCAGCUGGUUGCAUGUACAUUCAUGGAGGAGUGGUGAACAUCCACGAAAACAAACGGACUGGGUCAUUGUUUAAGAUCUGGCUGGUGGUACCUAGCCUGCUGGAACUGGCAUGGGAGAAGCUGCUCGCGGCCUUCCCCAACCUAGCAAACCUCUCCCGAACACAGCUUCUGCACCUUGGACUAACACAGGGACUCAUCGAGCGCUUGAAAUGAGGAUUUCUGGACUGUUCAUUGAUACUGGAAAUGUUAAUUUAAAGACUCCUUUAUUUAUGGGCAGUGUAGAGUGUGCUACAAAGAGGAUUGGUUACCCUGAUCAAGGCCUUAUUCAGAAAAUACAUCAGAUGCCUUUCUGUAAAUGAUUUUAAGUUUAUGGACAUCUCACUCCCAUGUGCUUGCUUCUUUGCUUCUCUCCCUCCUCCCAAUAGACCCCACAUUCACAUACUCCCUUUUUCUUGAGGGGGUUGAGGGAGUAUCUGAAAGUACCUUAAUAAUGUUAGGAAUCAAGAGAGAGAAGUUUCUUAAAAGAAAUUCUGAACAUAAUGGCACAUCAGCCGAUACACCACAAAUUAAAGCAUCAUCGGUAACAAAAAUAAAAAACAAAAAGCCAGCAGCAGGAACAGCAGCUAGUAAUUUGGGAGAUAGAUGAGAAGACAAGCUUGAGAGUCUUGCAGGUUGUGCUUAAACCUGGAUGUUGAGUUGCUGCUUCUAAGACAUGUCUGAGCAGCUGGAUUUAGCAGCAGCAGUGGUUGAUGUCUUGUGCAUAGGUACCUAAACUUGAAGGAAAUUAGGCAGCUCAGCAACUUUUGAUUAUUGAGCUUUCCCCUUCCACCUUGUGGAGCCAGCAGUGUUCUAAUUGGCUUGUCAGGAUUUAAUGUGUAUGCCAUGGUUGUGUUCUGUUGUUGCCGUCAAGGUUCUUUCUGGGCGGUUUUUUUAAUUCCCCUUACUAAUGGCUUUAAAUAUCUCUUUGACUUCUUGGGGAAUUGUAGGUCCUAAAUAUAUGGUGUAAAUGUCAAGGGACAGGAGAGUAGGGCAGAACACCUGCACCCUUUGGACUUGUUAACCCAGCUUCUGUUUGGGGUGGUGGGCGCUGACUAUCAUAUCAACCUUUUCCUUUUCAGCACUUCUUUCUCAUCUCUAGACCAUGUUCCUGCCAUUUUCUCAGGCAGCUGGUUCUCAUUUCCUCCCGAGCUUGUUGUCUCCUUUUCCGUCUGCUUCAGUGUACAUAAUGCUAUAGUUGUCUAGUAAUUUAGAUAAAAGGUCUUAAGGGAAAAACCACAGGUUAUCCUUCCUCAGAAACUGAGUAUCAUUUGAAAACUAGCAGGAGAAAGGAAUUAACAGGAUCGUUUGCUUUUUUUUUGGUUAGAGAUUUUAGUUCUGGUUGGUUUUGUUAAUUUGAAAAAAGAAAAAUGACCUAUGUUUUCACCUGCUUUGCCAUCUGGCUGCUUGAGAAAUCGAGUGAGUCCCUUACCUUGAACAUUUGGACAUCCAUAAUGUAUUCAAGGUGCUGGAGGCAAGUGGGAGGGCAGUGCUGAACCUCCUGCAGUCCCCCUACUAGAGGAGACUCAUACAAGAGAUUUGGAACACAUUUUUACUUAAAGUGCCUCUUUUUCAUCUAACUUUUAAAGUUCCUAUUCUUUCUUUUAGCCUAGAAGGGAUCUCUUAAGCUUGUGUGAAUUUAAAGUCACUUUUGUGUUAUACCCAAAACGUUAGCGCUUUGUGUUCAGUCCUGGAGAAGAGCCUCUUGAUUUUGGACUCCCUGCCUUUAGGCCUUAUUAUGUUCCAUCCAUGUUGGGUUACGUUAAUGGAGCCUGUGUUCUGCAGUCUUGUAAGAAGCACUUACCUGUGAGUGUGGGUCAUUUCUGAGGAGGAAAGGCCCCAUUCCCCCAAAUCUUGCCAUUCCCAAUCUGUGUGGCAUGUCACCUCUUGCCACCCACUGCUAGGUCUGCUCUUCAGAGGAGCCCUCUCCAGAGCAAGUCAAUCUGAGCUGCUUUAUGAGUUCAAAACUGUGUGAUUCCAGCCAGGUCUCUUAACUGUGGUGAAAAUAUAUCCCAAACUAAAUAAGCCAUGUUUUCUAGGAUGACAGAAGCAUUUGUCCUUGGUUUUUAUAGGGACCAAAGACUGAAUGCUCAGCCUCUAUGCUUUGACUUCAUGGUCCUUGGAAUAUAAGCUGUAGAAAGAGGGUUUGAUUCAAGCCACACUUGCUAGCAUUCUUUCUAAGCCUUUUGAGGGCAGUCUUCUUUGAGGUAGGUGUUGGAGACCUCAGAUCAAAGACUUAUGUGUCUUACAAGUACAUGUCUUUGGCCUAAAGUGACCUCUUUUAAUAAUAACACUAUAUGACUAGCUGUGAGUACCGUAGAGCCACUCGUGCACAUGUUCUGGAUGCCAAAUAAGACUGUAUAUGAUGACUUAUAUGAAGAUGACUGGACUUUAUAAAAGGGUCACCAGGCAUUUUAGUAUAUCUAUAACCAGCACUUAGAAUUCCUGAUACUAUCACCUGGUGGAGAGAUUAUGAUGCCACCUCUGCCUCUUUGUGGUAUACCUAGUCAUCUUCCUGCAGUCCUGGAAAUCAGAGUGCAAUAUGUAGAAACAUGGAUAGAUACAGACUAUGUGGAGGUCUGCCUAUAAAGCAGCUACACUACUGCCUUGGAGAAGUCAGCUUACUACUUUAAAGUAAAAUUAUGCCAAGAAUUUUCAAUGUGAUCAUAAGCCAACUCUUGGUAAAGCUGGAUUUUCAAGUCCAUGUUUUCUUAUUCUAGUUCUUACUGUUCUUGGGUUUGUAGUGUUGAGACUUGAGUCUUGUUUGUUCUAUCUCCUGUUUGCAUGUCUUGCCCAAGAACAGGAAGUCUACCUGAAAGGUGUUGCCUAAGUGGAGAAUUAAAACCUAAUAUUGCUAACAGUUCUCCCAUGUAUACACUAAUUUAAUCUGGGAAUGUAAUACCUUAUUAAGUGAUGCUUUCUUAAUAAAGUAUUUUCCUCAUCCCAGAAAAACUAUAAACCAAUAUAUAAUAGAUUGAAAUUUUAACUAUUUUGGGGGGGCCAAGCAAAACCCUUUCCACUGGCAGAAAUUUUCUUUCAAGGCCUAAUAAUUUCACAUGAAAAUUUGCUCAAUACCCUUCAUGCCUAUCACAUAGAUUUAAAAGAUAAAUAUAAUGAAAAUAUUAACAUUUCUAGGUAAAGGUAUAACCGUGACCUUUGGUUACCCAGAGUAGCAAGAGUAAAGCACAGAUAAUUAAAAUCCAUAGAUAAUCAAUGUUUCAACUUUUCUGUUAAACAGUUGAUUCAGUUACAUGUCUUUUCCCUCCCUCUCCCUCUCCCACAAACACCUCCCUUUCAAAGGACAAGUACAUAGGAAAGGAAAAGCAGCUCAAAGAGGGGCUAGCAACCAGCACCCACAUAAGUGGUCCUAGUUAGCUUUAUCCAUGUUGACCACUGACAUGGGAAACCACAGGUUAGAUGUUCCUAAGGUUAGAUGUUACCCUCGAGCAUGGUCUCCUGCCCUGAGUUCUAGGCUGCCUCCUGAACCAAAGAACUCUGUAGUACCUGUGGGAAGAAAAUGCUGUGUAUGGCAGAAACAGGAAAUCUGAUCAUUUGAACACAUUUCUUUGGCUCAUGACAAAUCCUUGCUCUUUUGUUUUUCUUUGGAGGUACCUUCUCCAGUCCAGCAGCUUGGUGUAUAGGAAGGUUGGACUGUCCUUCUCCAGCUAGGUUGGUCUUUAUCUCCAGUAAAAAGCAGUUGGGUUUUAUGUGGUUUUACUGAAGCUUAGAAAAUGGCCUAGGUUACGAGCUGUCUGCCUGCCAGCGUUCUGAUGUAGCACAAAAAGCCAUCUCCUUUUUGUUCUCUUUUUCUGGCGUUGAACUCCAGGGUGAAUGAGGGUUUAUUGUCUUAUGAUUAUGCGUUCCAAGAACUGGUUCCCGUAGAUGUAAAUUGCGUUGGUUCCCCCAAGUACCUUGGAACUCUAGAAGUGUUGGCAGAGCCUAAGGUAGGCUUGGUAUAGAGUUCUGGAACCUCUAUGUGUUGCCACCAGGUCAUGCCCAAUGAUAACAUUUCCCUUCUAAGGUUGUGAAAUUUGGGGGAAAAAAAGAAAAAAAGAAAAAAAAAAGAAAAAAAAAAAGACCUCUCCCCUUGUCUGGUGUUAUAAACAGAAGUUCUGAGUUGUGCUUCAAAAGUAGUAUCAUCUUUGGUGUAAUUUUCAUGUUGUUAAUUUCUUAAAACUUUUGAGAAGUUUUUAAAGGUCCUGCUUAUCCUGUACAGGAGGAGUCAGAGGCAGUUUUCAUAAAAAAGGCAAUCUCAGUCAGUAGUAGGAAUUGCUGUUGUGCUAGUCACACGUCAAGAAUACAGAGGAGGCAGCAGAAAGCACACUGACUCUCUUUACAGAGUCUGCACAGGGAGUGCUGGCAUCUCCCUGAAAGGCACCUGCCAGUGACCA
Molecule: messenger RNA, 5664 nt
Organism: Nannospalax galili (Upper Galilee mountains blind mole rat)
Lineage: Eukaryota; Metazoa; Chordata; Mammalia; Rodentia; Spalacidae
Gene: Klhdc10
Product: kelch domain containing 10
Exons: 10
Coding region: 134-1450 (438 amino acids)
Biological process (GO): positive regulation of stress-activated MAPK cascade
Molecular function (GO): protein binding
Source: RefSeq, a predicted model, not a curated record